Messenger RNA from Beta vulgaris subsp. vulgaris (sugar beet), 3319 nucleotides. RefSeq lists its product as hypothetical. Bases 188 to 2752 code for a protein of 854 amino acids. The record is from RefSeq and is a predicted model, not a curated record. The transcript has 13 exons. Lineage: Eukaryota; Viridiplantae; Streptophyta; Magnoliopsida; Caryophyllales; Amaranthaceae.
CAAACGCUGGUUUGCUCAUAAUCUUUGUCAAAAACAAAAAAACAAAAAAAAGGGUUAAGAGGUUAGAAUCUUGCGCACACCCAAAUCAAACCCAUUACCCACCCGGCAGUCGCACCAUCCCCCCUUUCUGAAAAUCAAAAUCAAAAAUCAAAAUCAAAAUCCCUCUUUUAUUUCUUCUUCUCAUCAUAUGGCAUUUCACGUCGCUUGCCCAAUUACAUGCAAGCGAAUUUGCUUCUGUACGUUAGGUUUUCCGCCGAAACUGCAUAACAAUGGCGGAAAGUGUGAUUUCGUGGGUGAGAUUUCUCAACUUCAAGAAUUUCUUAAGGAUCCAUGGAUAAUUAGGGUUAAGGAAGGUGCUACGAUUCAAAUUCCUGUUCCUAAAGUUGUUCCGCCGCCUCCUCCGCCGUUUGUUUCUGCUGUUGUUGAUGGCGAUGAUGCUGCUGCUGCUGCCGCUGAGGAGUUGUUGUCUGCUCAGACUAAGCGUGUUGCUUUGCAGAAGAAGGCUGCUGUUGCUUCUAUGGCCGCCGAGGAUUUCGCUCGAAGGUUUGAGUCCGGUGUUUUGGUGGAUGCCAACAAAGAUUUGGGUGUAGAGGAGCAUGGUUCUUCCAAUGUGAAUGUUAUGUGUCGACUAUGCUUCUCUGGUGAGAAUGAAGGGAGUGAAAGAGCAAGAAAGAUGCUCCCAUGCAGUACUUGUGGAAAGAAGUAUCACAGGAGUUGCUUGAAAACCUGGUCUCAACAUAGAGAUCUAUUUCACUGGAGUUCAUGGACUUGCCCCUCCUGCCGUGCAUGUGAGGUUUGUCGCAGGACUGGGGAGCCAAAUAAGUUCAAAUUUUGCAAGAGGUGUGAUGGUGCCUUCCAUUGUUACUGUAUGCAACCUCCGCACAAGAAUGUUAGUUCUGGACCUUACUUGUGCCCCAAGCAUACAAAAUGCCACAGCUGCGGGUCAAAUGUUCCGGGAAAUGGUUUGAGUGUAAGGUGGUUUUUGGGGUAUACUUGCUGUGAUGCUUGUGGGAGAUUAUUUACAAAAGGCAACUACUGCCCUGCUUGCCUGAAGGUCUAUAGAGAUUCAGAGGCGACACCUAUGGUGUGCUGUGAUAUUUGCCAGCGCUGGGUGCACAUCCAAUGUGAUGGAAUCAGUGAUGAAAGAUAUUUGCAGUUUCAAAUAGAUGGAAAUCUUCCAUACACAUGUCCAACAUGUCGAGGAGAGUGCUACCAGGUGAGGGAUCUUGAAGAUGCUGUGCAAGAGCUGUGGAGGAGAAGAGACGAAGCAGAUCGAGAUCUAAUAGCAAGCUUGCGGGCAGCUGCUGGCUUGCCGACCCAGGAGGAUAUUUUUUCUAUUUCGCCUUUCUCUGAUGAUGAAGACAAUGGUCCAAGUGCUGGGAAGGGUGAACAUAGUCGUGCAAGAUUCUCUUUGAAGAAUCUGACAGAUUUUUCCCCGAAGAAGAUUAAGGAAUCUGGCAAAAAAACAUCAAGCAAAAAAUAUGUGAAGAAAAAGGGAUAUCAGAUGUCUUUGGAUGGUAAAAUGGACGUCAAGCGUGAAGACUACAAUGAAAGUCAACUUUCUGGAUCUAGGCUUGGGGACAUAAAAGAGGCUACAAAUCCACAUGGACUAGAGCUUUUCUCUUCUCAUGUAUCCGGAAGUUUAAGUCCAACAGGCAGAACACGCUCUCAUAAUGAACAAGGGGUUUUGAGGCACAAAUUUAUGGAUGAGGUUGCAGGGAACAAUUCAGACAGAAGAGCAACAAUGUUACAGAUUAAGAACAAGAAGAUUAAUGACACCGGUGCUACUGAGGAUGUGGGACAAGUUGCCAGCAAGCCAAAGACCAUUAAGGGAACCAAGCUAGUUAUACAUUUGGGAGGACGGAAUAAAACUAUAACCAACUCUCCGAAAUCUGAUUCUUCGAGCUACCAGAGGGAGCAAGAAUUGGCGACUCUAAGUGGAGGUAAUGAAGCAGUGAGUCAGCAUAGAACGGGUGAUUAUCUGAUGGAAAGAUUAGAUGGCACAUCACAUUCUGAUGAUGGUUACAAAGUUGACGGUGCUCAUGAAAUAAGAGGAAAACCAAGAGAUCGUAACAUAAUAAAGCUUGGUAAAGGAAAAUCUGAAGUUUCAGGCCCUCAAUCUCACAAAGGGAAUGGUUUGUUUGGUCUAGAGAGAACACAUAUUAUGUCAUCAAAGAGAAGCAAUGAAGCCAGUGCUGCCACUGAAGGGCUAUCAAUGGGUGAGAAGAUUUCCUUGAGAAAGCAUCCAGAAAAUAGGCAAGACAUUACUGGUGAUAGCAAUAAAAGUAACCAGCCAGCAUCACCUGCUUUAGAUGCUUCGCUUAAGGACUCCCGGCCUUUGCUAAGACUCAAAUUCAAGACUCCUUAUCCGAGUUCUUGGGUUCCUAACAGCGAGGAAGAAAGAGGAUCUGUCAAGGGUCAAAGGUCUAAAAGAAAGAGGCCAUCACCCUUGAUAGAAAAGCCUAAACAUCAUGAACAGGAAGACGUGACAGAAUCACAAGACGACAAUUUAAUGAAUGAGAUAAUGGAUGCUAGCUGGAUUUUGAAAAAGUUGGGUAAAGAUGCUAUGGGAAAAAGAGUAGAAGUUCAUCAGCCAUCCGAUAAUUCCUGGCACAAGGGUGUUGUUAGUGAUGUAAUCGAGGGGACGUCAAUAUUGUCUGUUGAUCUUGAUGAUGGAAGGGCCAAGACAUUGGAUCUUGGAAAGCAAGGCAUCAGAUUUGUCCCACAAAAACAAAAGAGGCUAAAAUCUUGAUGAUCAAGCAUAUAGAUUAGAGCCAAAUUAUCGCUGUUGCAGUUUGAUAUUCUCCAAAGAUUCUCACAGUUUUGUUAGCCAGGUGGGUCAAAACCCAUAGUCUGUAUCUGCCCCAUAUGUUCAGCUGGGUUCAGGGUGCUUGGAUUGCUUUGCACCUGCGGAUAGUUGCUGCCUUGAAUGUGUUGAAAUUUCUAGAUCUCGGCUUCACCUGGUUUCAGGGUUCAGACAGCUAGGCUAUAAUUUUUUUCACGCAGACUGCGGUUUCUCUCAGGUCGAGUGAAGGUUUUUUUGGUUUCUCCAUGUCUGUCACCUUAAUAGGAUGCAUGUAGAUACAGAUCUAAUUGGCAAAGUAGUACAUACUGCUGUUUUCCAGUGUUUUAGUCUGUUUUGCCAGGUUUGUUGUAAAUGAUUUAGGAAUAUGCAGCCCUCUAUGAUAGCUUAAGCUGACGGGUUGUUAGCUUGAUUUGUACCCUCCUAAUAACAUGCUUAUCUAUUUUUUUUAGCUGCUUAGCUUAGCAGGGAGGAUUCUCACAUCUUGUAAUAUGAUAAGUUUCUAGCCUUUUUGCA